This is a messenger RNA of Rotaria socialis, 639 nucleotides long. NCBI's taxonomy places the organism in Eukaryota, Metazoa, Rotifera, Eurotatoria, Philodinida, Philodinidae. The record is from the annotation of a GenBank genome assembly.
AUGACUCGGGAAGAUGAAUAUGAUUAUCUAUUUAAAGUGGUGCUCAUUGGAGAUUCAGGUGUUGGAAAGAGUAAUUUACUAUCACGUUUUACUCGCAAUGAAUUUAAUUUAGAAAGUAAAAGUACUAUUGGUGUCGAAUUUGCAACACGAAGCAUUCAAGUUGAUAAAAAAACAAUCAAAGCACAAAUAUGGGAUACAGCUGGACAAGAACGGUACCGUGCAAUUACUAGUGCAUAUUAUCGUGGCGCAGUUGGCGCUUUACUUGUUUAUGAUAUAAGCAAACAUAAUACAUAUGAAAAUGUUGAAAGAUGGUUAAAAGAAUUGCGUGAUCAUGCCGAUUCAAAUAUUGUUAUUUCACUGGUGGGUAAUAAAUCUGAUCUACGGCAUUUACGUUCGGUACCAAGUGAUGAAGCUAAAUCAUUUUCUGAAAAAAAUGGUGUCUCAUUCAUUGAAACAUCAGCAUUAGAUUCAACCAAUGUUGAACAAGCAUUCCAUACAAUACUAACUGAAAUCUAUCGUAUUGUUUCUCAACGUCAAAUUCAAGAUCAUAUUGGACCUAUUUCACCGAAUCCUCCAAUUCAUCUGCCACCAACAGAUCCGGACUUUAAAUCAAGACAGAAUCCAACAUGUUGUUCGUAG